UCAGCUGUCUCCGGCAACGUACCGUUACAUCUGUUUCGCGUUGCAAAAUACGCUUUUUUCGUGAUCUCGUUUUGCAUUAAAAAGAUCGAGAUAAAAGCAAUUCAUCUAAAAGAGUCAUUUUAUUUAGUUUCUUCUGUAGGAAUACAACAAGCCAGAACUGCGCAUGUAAAACCAUAAUAAUGCAUCCGAUGUCUUCACGUUCCCUGAAUAACGGGGAGAUAUUUGACUUUGUACAGAGAGGAAACCUUGAGCACUGCAAAGCCAUCAUUGAAAAUGACCGAGCAGUCCUCAGGCAAAAAGGCUGGGGUGGUUUCACUCCCCUGCACUACGCUGCCCUCCAUGGUAACCGUGCCAUGGUUGACCUUUUCCUCAGCAACGCCGCAGACCCCAACCUCACCUGCGAUGCGGGGCAGUCGGCUUUGCACUUUGCUUGCAGGCAAGGAAACAUUGACAUCAUUCAUAAAAUGAUACAGCAUGGAGCUGACCUGCGUGUCAGAGAUCUGCAAGGAAAAUCCUCUCUGCAUCAUGCCGUGACAGGCGGCAGCAUCGUUGCAGUGCACUAUUUGUGGGAGACGGAAAUGUUCCGUUUCACUGACACAGACAUGCACCAGAUGACCCCCCUUCAUUUGGCGGCAUCUACGGGCAACACAGAUAUGGUCCAGUACCUCCUCAGAAACCAGCGUUGUGCUGUGGAUGCUGUCGAGCAACAGGGGGCGACGGCACUUCAUGUCGCGGCUGAGCGAGGAUGCGUGGAGGUGUGCUGGACUCUGCUGCAAAAAGCUGGGUGCAGGGCCCUUCAUGAGAAAAACCUCAACGGCCUCAAACCGCUGGACCUCAGCAAACAGGGGAAAACAUUUCGGCAUCAGCAACUCACCAAACUACUGAGCCAGUAUAUGAACGUGCCAAUCCACCACAAGCCCAAAGAGUCUCAUGUUUUGUACUACUGGAGACUGUUUUUUCCAAGCCUGAGCGGAGCCACCAUUCUCCUGAUAGCAGCCAUGUUGGGAGGUUAUGGUGGUGUCCUUUGUGGUUUACUCUUCCCUUGGCUGGCCAGAAGCAUCUUCACUCAGUACCACCGCAUGGCCACAUACCAAAGGUUACCCAACCCUAUUUACCUGGGAACCCUCAUAGCAGGCUUGCUCCAUUCCCUGGUUUGCUUUUAUGGGAAACUAGCACCUAGUGUGUGGCCGAGCAGUGCCCUGGUCCAGGUGUCGACGGUCCACUUCUGCUUAGUCCUCGGUUUGUUCUGUAAGGUUCUGACUCAGGACCCUGGGACACUGGAAUGCGCAGAUGCAGACCCUCGGUUCUCCUGCAUCGCUGACCUAGUAGAGAAGAACCAAAGCCCUCACAGGUUCUGUCCCUACUGUGAGUUAUUCCAGCCUGACUACACUAAACACUGCAAGCUCUGCGAUGUGUGCGUUCAGGACUACGACCACCACUGCCUUUUCCUAAAGCGGUGCAUUGGCCAGGCUAACCAUCGCCUCUUCCUCAUCUUCAUCCUCUCCACGAUGACAGGCCGCUUGUUGUUUGUCGCCACGGCAACAAGUUACCUGUACGACAAGAUGUCAGCCAGCAGCUUGUCGUCGUGGCUCACGUUCUUGGGGAGUGAGUUCUGGGUCACUGGGAUGGUGGUUAUGAAUUCCAUAACACUCUUGUGGGAGGUGUGGCUGCUGACAGAGCAGUUGCAUGCCAUCGCUAUGGCAACAACAACUUACUUCAGACACUAUGAAAAUGUGAGGCGACACAGGUCACUUGGACAGCGCUGCAUUGCGGUGGUGACAUUUCUGCUUGAGGGACGGAGACGGGUGGGCAGUGGACAUCAUAGAGAUGACAAAGUGGCAAUAGACAUUUAAAACUGUCACACCUUGUAUCUAGUUUUCUGACCAUCUGCACUGAGUAAAUAAUUUAGUCCAUUAGUCAGCAUUAGAAAAAUUCAUGGACACUUCAUGACUUACAUCAGUUUAAUGUAUUGAGAUGGAAUACAAGAGAUGUAUUGACAAUUGUGCUUUACAAACAACAGUUUGGCACAAUAGAGAGAGGAAUUCAUUUAGCGUUGUAUACCUGAUUUUGAUAUACGGCGUGUGUGUGUAGCUCUCAGCAUGAUGCAAUAUAGUUUGAGACCACUGCAACCUCAAACCACAACAACAUGUUGCAAAAUAAAUGGCUAGUGUCAACACAAAGUGUUAUUAUCUUUGUAAGGCAGAGUUUGGUUACAGCUUUUGCGCUAGAGCUCACCGUAUGCAUACAGUGAGAUCUAGUAGGUACGUACAUCCAUGGGUGUACAUAUUGACGUUCCCUUUGAGUAUUUUCCAGGACAUUGUCAGUUACAGUAGUAAUGAGGCUCUCAAAGCUUAUGCAUGCAUGCAUGUGUGUCGAUAUUUUACUACUGGGAGCAUUAAUACUUGAUUGAUUAU
Messenger RNA from Phyllopteryx taeniolatus (common seadragon), 2414 nucleotides. RefSeq lists its product as uncharacterized. The record is from RefSeq and is a predicted model, not a curated record. Gene Ontology annotation, cellular component: Golgi membrane. NCBI's taxonomy places the organism in Eukaryota, Metazoa, Chordata, Actinopteri, Syngnathiformes, Syngnathidae. Gene Ontology annotation, biological process: protein palmitoylation. The transcript has 10 exons. Gene Ontology annotation, molecular function: protein binding; palmitoyltransferase activity. Bases 180 to 1853 code for a protein of 557 amino acids.